AUGGAUGACGCAGAGCUAGAGCAGAUCAGAAAGGCUCGUCUUGAGCAGCUCAAGGCCCAAGGUGGCGGCGGCGGCGGCGGCUCCUCUGGGCAGCAAGAGCAGCAGCGACAACAAAACGACGACGCGCGCCAGAGCAUCCUCAACCAGAUCCUCCACCCCGAAGCGGCCGACCGACUGGGCCGCAUCCGUCUUGUCAAGGAGGAGCGAGCCACCGACGUCGAGAACAGACUCAUCAUGCUCGCGCAGACGGGUCAGCUGCGGCAAAAGGUCACAGAGGCACAGCUCAAGGAGCUUCUGAACGCCAUGGCCGACAAGAAGGAGGAGGAGAAGAUUGUCGUGAGCAGGCGCAAGGCUUGGGACGACGACGAUGAUGACCUGGAUCUGUGA
Molecule: messenger RNA, 387 nt
Organism: Fusarium keratoplasticum
Lineage: Eukaryota; Fungi; Ascomycota; Sordariomycetes; Hypocreales; Nectriaceae
Exons: 3
Coding region: 1-387 (128 amino acids)
Cellular component (GO): nucleus; cytosol
Molecular function (GO): DNA binding
Source: RefSeq, a predicted model, not a curated record